AUGGCUUUGUCAACUACAAAUUCAAGCCCUUCGAAGGAUGACAUCAUAGGAUUCUCCCGUACCGGGACAUGGGCCUACAAGACUUACAUACAAAGAAAGACAGAGAAAAAAAAGGCACUAUGGCUAGUAGCGGCCAGUACAGUACACAGAAGGUUAUGUCAACUCGCCGGACCAUCUUUUAGAUCUUCAAAGGUAUCUCCUGAAGAAGAUUCUAAGGUUGUUGCAUUGAUAGACAUCGUAUCUCCUGAAGAAGAUUGUAAGGCUUUUCCAUUGAUAGCCAUCAAAUCCAUGUCAGUAAGACUACUAAUUUAUAAUCUUGUCUUUCCAGAUAUUCCGACCCCAACAACAAUGACAUCAAAUACCAGAAGAAGUCACUCUGAGAUUUAUUCGCCAGCCAUCAUCAAUACCGACAUUACAACUACUGGCACUUCAAACACAGCUUCCACCUCCGACCUCAGUGCUUUUACAAACCAUUCCUCUGUGGCCUGUAUUGGUUCACAUAAAUUUGGUGCUGACAAAGUUGAGGGACCUAGAAAGCGCCUCAUUGGUUCAGAGCAAACAAUUGAAACGCGACCAGCUAAGCGCCUCAUGACCCUCUCAACUGCCACGACUGCCGGCCAAAUUCGACCUCCAUCUCAAGUCCGCUAUAUUGGUGCAAGCAAGCGAGCACAAUCAAUCAUGACUGGUACGAAAAAUCAUAUUGAAGGCCCCCAAAUCACUCUACCCAGUCCUUUGUUUGCAAGUACCCAUAACCAGACUAGCAACACAGCGGACUCCAAUUCCAACAACACUUCAGGUCAUAAUAACCAUGCUAGAACUCAUGUUGACCAAGCGUUUGAACACCAAAGUACCGUUGUUCCUGUCCCUGAGCACCCCAAUUGUAACUGUCAUCAAAUGAUGGGGAGUCUACUGCUGGAAAUUCAUGGCCACCUCGACCGCAUUGCAGGACUUUUAUCACAUUUCCAGGCGUGA
Molecule: messenger RNA, 972 nt
Organism: Melampsora larici-populina 98AG31
Lineage: Eukaryota; Fungi; Basidiomycota; Pucciniomycetes; Pucciniales; Melampsoraceae
Exons: 7
Coding region: 1-972 (323 amino acids)
Source: RefSeq, a predicted model, not a curated record